Molecule: messenger RNA, 3495 nt
Organism: Penicilliopsis zonata CBS 506.65
Lineage: Eukaryota; Fungi; Ascomycota; Eurotiomycetes; Eurotiales; Aspergillaceae
Exons: 4
Coding region: 1-3495 (1164 amino acids)
Biological process (GO): RNA 3'-end processing
Molecular function (GO): nucleotidyltransferase activity
Source: RefSeq, a predicted model, not a curated record
AUGGCGUGGAUCCUGCCCGGCGAUGCGCCCUCUGAGUCCCCCGGGCGCCCGCCAUUGACCUCGCAGCAGUCGAAUUCCUUGCCCUCGACCCCCUAUCAACAUGCGCGCAACCUCUCCUUCCACUCUCGCUCGCCCUCGCCGCCUCGCGGCAGCACCUCGCCCCGUUCUACCCACUCCGAGACCACCCACCUGCCACCCUCGCUUCGGCCCUCCGGCGCCGUCUGCAAAUAUGAGACUAGCAUGGCCUUCUUUCGCCGCCGUAUGCCCUACACCCUCGGCGCCGACCUGCUGCCCGCCGAGAAGGAUGGCCUCAAGGACCGUCUGGCCCCCGGCGAGGAGAAGACUCUGACCGAUGACAUCCUGCGGCUCUACGACCAGCUGCUGCCCUCGGCUGAGAGCGAUGACCGCCGUCGCCAGCUCGUUCGCAAACUGGAAAAGCUCUUUAACGACCAGUGGCCGGGUCGCGAUAUCAAAGUCCACGUCUUUGGCUCCUCGGGGAACAAGCUGUGCUCAAGUGAUUCGGAUGUCGACAUUUGCAUCACCACAACCUACAAAGAGCUCGAACGUGUGUGUCUCCUGGCAGAAGUCCUCGCCAAGCAUGGAAUGGAACGCGUCGUCUGCGUCUCCCACGCCAAGGUACCAAUUGUGAAGAUCUGGGACCCAGAGCUUCGGCUGGCCUGCGACAUGAAUGUCAACAACACGCUCGCCUUGGAGAACACUCGCAUGAUCCGGACUUAUGUUGAUGUCGACGAGCGGGUACGACCAUUGGCCAUGAUUAUCAAAUAUUGGACCAAGCGCCGAAUCUUGAACGAUGCUGCUUUGGGCGGUACCUUGAGUUCGUAUACGUGGAUCUGCCUAAUCAUCAACUUCCUUCAAACUCGAGAUCCCCCCAUAUUGCCCAGUCUACAGGCCCGUCCGCACCCGCAACGGCUCACGACGGACGGUCUAGUUUGUUCCUUUGAUGACGAUCUCGACUCCCUGGCUGGGUUUGGUCGGCCAAACAAGCAGACCCUGGGAGAUCUACUCUUCCAGUUCUUCCGCUACUAUGGUCAUGAGCUUGACUAUGAAAAGAAUGUCGUCUCCGUCCGCGAGGGCCGCCUGAUUUCGAAAGAACGCAAAGGGUGGCAUCUGCUGCAAAACAAUCGUCUCUGCGUCGAGGAGCCUUUCAACACCUCGCGCAACUUGGGCAACACUGCCGACGAUACCUCGUUCCGUGGUGUCCAUAUGGAACUCCGUCGGGCCUUCCAAACCAUCGCCGAGGGCAGCCUGGCGCACUGUUGCGAACAGUACGAGUAUCCGCCGGAGGAGGAGCGAUUAUGGGAACGUCCACCCCCUCAGCCGAAACCAGUGCUCUCCGCAACCCCCUCGACCGCCAUCCGCGGCGGGCGAGGAGCUGGCCGUGGAGGAGGUCGCCAUUCGAAUCAUCGUGGCGGUGGGGGGGGCGGAGGGCCGCAUCUCAGCCGUCGGACCUCGCACACGAACAACAAUAACAACAAUCACAACAGCAGCAGCAACAACAACAACAACAACAACAACAACAACAACAACAACAACAACAACAACAGCAGCAGCAGCAAUCGGUCGAAUAACUUUCGGCCUUCGACGGUAAGCAUGACCCCGUCGGAGCUGUCGCUGCACGCACAGCAUGCCCAGUAUCUGCUGCAUGAUCAUCUAUACCAGCAGAUCCAGAUCCUGCAAGCCCAGGAGCAGGAACUGCGGUUACAACUCCAGAACCAAGCGCUGCUGACCGGUCGACCGCCACCGGUCUUGAUCCGCCAGCCCUUCAUCCAAUUCCCAGUAGCUCCCCCACAGGAGUCGACAUCUUCGUCCACAUCAACGUCAUCCUCGACAACAACCAAUGCAUCGAACACGACGACGACAACGGCGACCGGAGAUGAAACCCCCCGCAGCCGGUCUGGAACGGUCAACCACCCGCCGUUGACGGCACCUCUGCGCCAGCCCAUCUAUUAUCCAUCAGCCUAUCUACCCAUUGCCGUACCCGGGGUAACAGGAAGCAGCAAUACGAACCCUCCCUCGCCGUCUGCGGCACCAGUGGCGUUGCCGGAUCUGCGGCGCAAUCCUCGUCGAUCGUCUGUGGCCAACGGCUCCCCCGGCGGGUCGCUCCGCGCCCACUCGCAGCCGGCGAGAUCGUUGCAUUCCCCGGUCUUACCAAACUUCAUGUCCUUUGCCUCGAUCGCUCAGUCUGGAGAGGGCAUCAUCACCAGCCCCAAAUCGCCCGCCCUUGCCGUCAGUUCUCCAGACCGCGCCCAGAGUCGAAGCGAAGAGGAAGGGGAUGAGGAAGAGGGCAGACGCGGCAUACCCACCGGAUCUCGCUCCCCCGCCACCAUCCCGGCCUACUGGGAUGAGAACCGACCAUCCGAGUACAUUGGGUACUAUCUUGGCACCUCUCCGCAGAUGCAUACGUUCCACCAGCAACCGCCGCAGCUGUUUGCGCCUCUGUCGGCUUCGCCGUACGGCUUGACGGCGUUGCAGACUAGUGGUUUCCUCUCCCUAUUGGGGGGUGCGACCCAACAAGAUGUGCGAUCAGCACCUGCCUUCUCGUCAUCCUCUCCGGAUCCCAGCUCGACGCCUUCUGCAUGGCCGCUGCCGCCGCCGCCACCGCCGCGCCCGCCGCGCACAGUCCCUCGAACGAUGCCCGCCGACCGGGGUCCGCUCAUUAUCGAUGGAUCGGUCCCCCUCAGCGAGUCUCGAUCACCGAUCCCGUCUAGUCGGGGUUUGGACUCUUACGACACAACGGCAAUGAUUGACCCUUAUACAUCUAAUUCGGAUGACCAGCUAAUUGACACGCCGGCCAGUACGACGACCUCCGACCCGUUGUCUUCGGUGGAGACGGACCAGUCAACCUCUUUCACCCAGCCGGCGUCAAACUUACCCCCACCCACCGUCGAAGCACACACGGUGAAUGGGCCGAACGUACGGCUCGGCCUACUGUCGACGCGGCUUCAAAAUCUACACCUUGCGAACGCGCAGCAGCAGCAGCAGCAGCAGCAGCAGCAGCAAGCUCUGGAACCAUCUUUAUCGAAGCCUGGCUCGGAUAAAGGCAAGUCGGCACCUCGUCUCCCCACCUCAUCUCCCCAUGAAACUGUCCACACGGGGAAAGGUCCUUCUGUCGUGACGAUGGAGAAAACCUCCUCCGACUCGCGCUCCAAACGUCGGCCGAAUCACCCGGACUCCCACGACAAGCCAAAUGGGGCCAGCCAUAAGGCGAAAUCGAAGUAUCCAUCGCCGAUAGAGACUGGCAAGGACCGUCACUCAGACCAAAUAUCACGGAGAGGACCCCAUGGCGUCGGCACAACGGGUGGUAGUAUUGGUCCUGUCACCCAUGAGUCUGGCACUCCCCAAGGGACUGGGGCCUGGCAGACUACCAAGAAAAGACAUCGACGAUUCGGCAAGCCUUCACUAGAGCCCAAGCAUCCGGUCAGCAACGGCGCCGAGCCGCUGCCUGCCGAUGAGUCCUUGCGAAAAGGCGGUUGA